UCAGGGCUCCCCGGGCUCCUGGGACGGCAGUUGCCCUCCCAAUUCGUGCAAUGGGCUCCGAGGCGGCACGGCUGCUGGAGGCUGCAGACUUCGCGGCUCGCAAGCACGGACAGCAGCGGCGGAAGGACCCCGAAGGGACCCCCUACAUCAACCACCCUAUCGGUGUGGCUCGGAUCCUGACCCAUGAGGCGGGAAUCACUGACAUUGUGGUGUUACAGGCAGCCCUGCUCCAUGACACCGUGGAGGACACGGACACCACCCUGGAUGAGGUGGAGCUGCACUUUGGGGCGCAAGUGCGCCGUCUGGUGGAGGAGGUAACAGAUGACAAGACUCUACCCAAGCUGGAGAGAAAGCGGCUGCAGGUGGAGCAGGCGCCCCACAGCAGCCCAGGGGCUAAACUGGUGAAGCUGGCAGACAAGCUGCACAAUCUGAGGGACCUGAAUCGCUGCACCCCAAAGGGAUGGUCCGAACAGCGAGUCCAGGAAUACUUCGAAUGGGCAGCACAGGUGGUGAAGGGGCUUCAGGGAACAAACCGGCAGCUGGAAGAGGCUCUAAAGCAGCUGCUUAAGGAGCGGGGGCUGACACUCUAAGAUAUUAGAGGCCCAAAACACUUGUUUUUUUUUCACGCGGAAGGUUUCCUGCCAACUAAGCUGAGCCCGGGAUUGUGGGAAUCAGAUGCAGCCCAUUCAUUUCCAAUGCAUUCGCUGCCUGUCUCCCUCGGGUCCGAUUGCUAUUUUGCAUGGUGGAAUCAGGCCCCGCAGGGAUUUGGGCUUAUAUAAACACUAGUUCCUGAGUCAUUAUGGAAAAUAAAGCAUUUGGGGUAAAGAUUUAA
Diceros bicornis minor is the source of this 832-nucleotide messenger RNA. RefSeq names its product HD domain containing 3 (gene HDDC3). Gene Ontology annotation, molecular function: guanosine-3',5'-bis(diphosphate) 3'-diphosphatase activity. The transcript is spliced from 4 exons. Lineage: Eukaryota; Metazoa; Chordata; Mammalia; Perissodactyla; Rhinocerotidae. The record is from RefSeq and is a predicted model, not a curated record. Bases 51 to 590 code for a protein of 179 amino acids.